Molecule: messenger RNA, 2381 nt
Organism: Folsomia candida
Lineage: Eukaryota; Metazoa; Arthropoda; Collembola; Entomobryomorpha; Isotomidae
Exons: 2
Coding region: 329-1537 (402 amino acids)
Source: RefSeq, a predicted model, not a curated record
AGCAAAUUAACCGAUUUUAUUUAUAAAAUUUGGCUGCCUAGUUCCAGCUGUCGUACUUACUAUGAAUUGAUCAUAUGCCGAUUUAGGUCCUGUAUUCCCCAUCUCUAUUACGUAAAAGUACUUGUAAUUACCAAAACCACAGUAAUUUUCAUUUAUUUAAAUAUACUCAACCAUUCAGUGCUAGUGCAAAAAUAUCUUGACUCCUUGGCGAAUUAGACUUUUUACGAAACUCAGUAUAUCCAUUUUGUUCAUUAAAACUGAGAAACGGACCUAUUCAUUCAUAUCCGAUCCUCCUGUUCCUCUUUCAUUUCAGCUUAGAGUAAUCGAAAUGUAUGCUGCUCGGGAUAUUAUCAUUCUUUUGACCAUUGGGAUUACUUUGGUUGUCCCAACAAAUGCAGAACCCAUUGGCCCAUUGAAAUGCAACUUAACUUGGGUCACGUCUGCAACGGAUGGAAAAGUUCCAGCAAAAUCCAUAGCGAGUCAAAUGGGGACGCAUUUUGUCAUCAAGGGUACCACCGGACCAGAACAAGGUACGAUCGGAAGAAUGUCCGCAACCAACGGAACCAAUGGACCAGCGUUUAUUCCAAAUUCCUCCACGGUGAAGGAGCUCCAAGUUUAUCAAGCUUUAAACAAUGUCUAUGACUGUCUAACCGAGUGGGUUUUGCCAGGGGACGAAAGAAUACAAAAACUGGCGUUUGAAUUAGAAGGUAAAAGAAUUGGCAGGGUGAUGGAUUCAACUGAUAAUACAUUACUUCCGGGGUUCAUAUCUGGAGCGGAAAUCGUUUAUGUGGAUUUGAAUAAAGUACAGAAGACAAGUAGGGAAUUCUACGUUUUAAUUAGUUAUUCAAAGGGGCUCUCGCUUUUACUCAGCGAUUUUGAAUUUACCAACGAUAAUUCAGAAGGGUUAGAUUUUAUGGGCUUGGAUGAAAUAAGGAACGAGGCGGAAGUUGAAGUCACCCAAACAGUUACGCAUUCCAAAAGUGUAACUGAAAGUUUCACAUUUAGCGAACAUGAAAGUCAAACGACGUCUUUCUCAAUCUCAGUAAAUGUUGACGUGAGCGCAGGUUUAGAAUUUAUUCAAGCUGGGGUUGGGCUCGGGGUCGAGUUUGGAAUGUCAUGGGAGAGCGGGAUGGAAAAAGAAGUAAGCACCACUAGAUCGCGUGACAUUGAAGUUAGCAGAACAAUUGCUGUCCCACCAUUAACAAGAAUACAGGCCUGCUCAACGAUUAAAUCAAAGGAGAAUUUUACGUUGCCAUACACAUGCUUGGGUAGAUACAAAGCUCCAGGGAUGACCGGUAGUCAAGUAGUAAACUUGCUUAGGGAAGAGACCGACCUUCAGGCUUAUGCUGAGCGGGAGUUUGCCGUAGUUGAAAUUAGAGGAACUCUUACAGGGUCAAUGUCUUUGAGCACCCAAUUUAUUGUUACUCCAAUUGAUGCUCUAUAUGGGUGUAGUGAGAUGGAGUUAGAUAUCGAGAAUGAAAGGUCAAGGUUGCGUAAACAGCAAAGAAGAAUGUUAUUUUCGAAAAUUACAAACUGAGUUAUUAUAAUAAAUAAGUGAGAGAUGAGAUUUAUAAAAUAAACAAAUGUCUUACAAAACUUUAAGUUUAAAAAUUAUUUACACUCGAAAAAUUCCAUACUCGCUGUUUAAGUUUGGCCUUUACAUAUUAAUUAGUCUAUAUAGCUUAGGUUACUGUUAGAUUGAAAUAGAUUAGAACAAGUACAUGUUAAACUAAAAGCAUCCUAUCAUUGGUUUGAUUUUAGACUCCCCGCCGUAAGCUUGCAUGUAAAAAACUCUGUAUUGUCAAACAUAUUGAGUUUAGUGGUGUCGAUUAGUCUGGAAUGCAAAUGCCCGUAUUACACAGUGAGGAAAUAAAAUUUUAAAUCUUAUAAUCUAUUUUGAAUAAUAAAGUAAUAUUGUCACAUAACACAUGGACUUAUACAUAUACUAACAAUCAUUUACAAAUACCAAGCAUAAUCAUGUGAUACGGGCUGCAGCCAUCGUUUGAAGUAAUUUAAAUUGAAUUUAUUGAAAAAUACUAAUGGUUCAAUGAUAAUUUAUUUAAUUUUUUGACAGGUACCUUCAUUAUUGAGAUGGAGAUGAAUAUAACGAUUUUCAUAAUUUUUUUAUAAUGUCGUAUCGCAUUCUUUGAUUAAAAUCGAGUGGAGCUUGCAUAUUAUUGGUAAACAAUUACAAUUAGAAAUAGAUACAUAUUAUUUAUUUGUCUCAUUCAUUUUGUCUACUAAGAAGUAACUUGUUUGACAAUGGGCGUCCUAACUGAAAAGUAUGAACAAGUUCCCACUAGUUGAUAAAUUUUUACAGAUUUACCCGUGGGAACUGAGUAAUAAGUUACUUCUUCAGACUUCUCGGGUACCCAAAUUUC